This is a messenger RNA of Polyodon spathula (Mississippi paddlefish), 2240 nucleotides long. RefSeq names its product zinc finger protein 239-like. Gene Ontology annotation, molecular function: DNA-binding transcription factor activity; RNA polymerase II cis-regulatory region sequence-specific DNA binding. The record is from RefSeq and is a predicted model, not a curated record. Bases 430 to 1434 code for a protein of 334 amino acids. Gene Ontology annotation, biological process: regulation of transcription by RNA polymerase II. The transcript is spliced from 2 exons. Lineage: Eukaryota; Metazoa; Chordata; Actinopteri; Acipenseriformes; Polyodontidae.
UCCAAAGAAAUGUAAUUUCUUAUGGUAAAAAUCAGGGGAAUUCAGAGUAAAAUCUGAAUUAUUUAGCAAAAGUUGUGCACGUCUUAAAGUUUCCCCUCUCCAGGUUAGGAUAAUCAGACAGAGGAAGGGGUGAGCAAUCAACAUUGCAAGCCCAUGUGCUACAAAAUAGCCAAUCGGAGCAUGCAGCGGGAAAUUCAAAUAGUCUCUUUGUUUGAAAAGUAUAAAACCCCUGCUUUAGCCCCAGCUCCUUGCAACCCCAGACCUGCGAUAGCCCCCUCUGCUAUCCGCUCAGACUCUAAGAAACUACAAGACUGCACCUGGAGCCCUCAGCUCUCACUAUUUAUCCAUCAAGGUUGGGAGCCCUGACACUCUGAGAAACGCAAGGAGAGAUGAAAAACACCUAAUUAAAGCAAAUCAGACAUUUGGAAGAUGGAAGCUGUUCCUUUGGAAGAGGAGAUAUCGGAACUCGAACCUGCCCGAGACAUCUGUGAAGUGGAAUCAGUCGCUAGGGAAGGCGAUGAGGUCGAACUUGAAUCUGUCCAGAACAAAGAUGAGGAGUUAACUGAACUGACAGUCAUUCUCCAGAGCUCACACCGCUGCACUGAAUGUGAGAAGAGUUUUACAGCCAGGAGCAGCCUUAGGCGACAUCAAAAGGUUCACACGGGCGCCACAAUAUAUGUUUGUUCGGACUGCGGCCGGAGCUUUAAACAAUCUGGAGAGUUCAGGAGGCACGUGAAGGUCCACCUGGAAGCAGGGACCCUCUUUCUGUGCUCAGACUGCGGGAAAAGCUUUGAAACCCCAAUCAAACUGAAAAAGCACCAGCGCAUACACAAGGAAAGGGCUCUGCGUUACUGCAACGAGUGUGGAAAGGGCUUUAAAGAGUCCGGAUCCCUCAAACUGCACCUCCGAAUUCACACAGGAGAGAGACCGUAUCACUGCGCUCAAUGCGACAAAAGGUUUACGGAUUCGGGCAAGCUGAAGGUCCAUCUGCGGAUUCACACGGGAGAAGCCCCCUUUCCCUGCCCUGAAUGUGGGAAAUCUUUCAAAAACACGGGGAACUUGAGAACCCACCAACGCAUACACUCGGGCCUGGCGCCGCACCCUUGUAACAUUUGCAAUAAAAGCUUCACGCAGAGGGGGAACCUUAAAAAACACCAGCAAAUUCAUACAGGAGAGAAGCUGUAUCGCUGCACAGAGUGUGAUAAAGGCUUUACAGAACUAGGGAAGCUGAAAAUCCACCUGCGGAUUCAUACAGGAGAGAGACCCUAUCCCUGUACUGAAUGCCAGAAGAGUUUUAAAGAAUCGUCCAAACUUACAAUCCACAUGAGAACUCAUACAGGAGCCACCCCUUAUCACUGUGCCUUGUGUGGGAAGAGUUUUACUUACUCUUAUCAGUUAAAAGCACAUGCCUGUAAAGAAGGGUUAAAACUAUAAUUAUUUCAUCAAUUCAUUUUUUUAUGUGAUUAAUAUAUUGUUGUAUGAUUAAGAUGUUAAUGGGCAAAAUGGUAUGAGCACUUUGUUUUAGAAUUACAGAUUUAUACAUUAUUUAAAUCCAGGUGCUUUUCAAACUACUUUAGAAGUUGCAGAUAGUGUUCAGACUUUCAGUAUCUUUUGAAUCAGCGAAACACAAAUAACUCGAGGUCCCGAAUACGAAGUGUAAGCUGCAUUACUGUUAAUGAUCACUCCUUUACUGGUUCCACUGGGGAGGAUCUUCACAUUCCUGUUUAUUAUUAAAUAUAUAGUUUGAUUUUGUGUGUCGUCAUACCAGCAGAGUGAUACCAUCUGAGUUAACUCUGCCCUCCAGUGACUUGUAAUCAACAUCACAGAACCACUGCACAUUGCAUCAGUCUCUGCUUGAGUGGGGGCCACUAUUGAAUAUAAUGAUCAUGUAGUAUAAUGGUAUAAAAGUGAAGGAGGGGCACAUUGUUGUCAGGCAGUGAGUAAGGGUCUCGUAUACAUAUAUUACUGAGCGUGUCUCCAGGUCUGUUUAAUAUUUAGCAUCUUAUUUUUAAUUGUGUUCUAACGUUUAGCAGUCUGCUACUGAAGUCCAACAAACUCAAAAAGACCCAGCUCUCAGGAAAGGCUAAUACAAUACACUCUUUCAGUUUAGUCUGUUGUUUUUAAGAAGACAGACUUAUACAAAAAAAGGUGAGUUUUAUUGAAGCCAGGUGUGAGUACAAGACAAAAUACCACAUGGAUAUAAAGGGAUUUCAUGCAGACCUCCCCCUCCCACCCAUCCA